Messenger RNA from Cylas formicarius (sweet potato weevil), 1193 nucleotides. Its product is annotated as CIMIP2 protein CG18335-like. NCBI's taxonomy places the organism in Eukaryota, Metazoa, Arthropoda, Insecta, Coleoptera, Brentidae. The record is from RefSeq and is a predicted model, not a curated record. Bases 213 to 1130 code for a protein of 305 amino acids. The transcript has 6 exons.
UGAGGUCAGUGUUUAACGGCUGUACAAGAAUAUAUUAAAAUUAUAAAAGAUUAUAAUUAAGACUUAAAUUUUUCUGUCAUAUAAAUCUCCGCCAUUGACGCAAGCGUCAAAUUUAAAUCACUUAAGUAUUAUGCCAGUACAGGUAUUUACAAAAUUGGAAUUAAAAGUAAUAUACGAUCACAAAUUGUUUGGGGUAAAAAAAAAGUAAAACAAUGGAAUUUAUAGCAUCACCGAAUCCUCAUUUUAUACCGGGAUACACUGGAUUUUGUCCCCAAUACAAAUACCGCAUCGGGGAUACUUUCGGGAGCACAACACACAAAGUACUGCUGGAUCCAACAGUUCAUCAUGCAGAAAAACUGGUGUUAUCUGAUAGAAUUGCCGACGAUUUUAAGACCGUUAGACCAGCUCGUCAAGAUAUCGACGCGGUUAAUGAAAGACAAGGAGAUACGAUUUAUAAACAUCCAAUGGUCCCCGGCUAUGAAGGUUUCGUUCCCAGGGAACACGGCCAAUUUGGACAAAGAUACGCCUUGCAGGCAACAGAAGCUCUCGCUGAUUUUGAACGACUUCAGAACACCAAACGAAAAGCAUUAAACCAAAUUCUGAAAGUAGGGUACUUACAUAAUAACAAAUGGGAUCCAAAAACGUUGGAAGACAAAGAACUAGCCCAAAGUGAUUUUAAGUUACCCCUGCUAGAAGUGCGUCCCGAAUGUGGAGGACUAUUGAGGCAUGUUCCAGUAACAGAGCCUCCUAUAACACCACCGAGAUAUUCACACAGUCCAUACUUUUCUGAUAAUAUUGAUCCAGAAAAAUAUUUAAAAUCCGGAUUCACCGGCCACAUACCGUUCGGAUAUGCGGCCUUCGGUAAAACCCAUCAGGCGAUGACUAAUAGCGCCCUCUGCGACUUUACAUCCAACUACAGAAAGAGACUAAGCAACGAAUGGGCCCCGGUCGAGAUAAACAGGCCCGAUCCCCCAGUUUUAAUUCAACCCAUGGAAAUCUACCAUAGACACGUAGGGCAGCUGCCCAACUAUAGUGGACACAUACCAGGAGCAAUAUUUAGAUAUGGCAAAACUUACGGAAGUGACUCGCGUGAUGCAAAAAGAUGGUUAAGAGGCGACUUUCGUACCUGACAAUAUGCCUAAUAUCGAUAUAUGUAACCAAAUCACUGAAACACCAUAAUAAAAUAUAUAUUA